GUUAAAACUCAUGCAUGAGGCUGAGAUAAAGCUCUGUGGACUUGUACCGAACAAAAUAAUAACACAGCUUUAACAGGCGUGACGUGCUGUUCUCAGUAUGCAGAGGGGCUUCCAGCUGGGCCUGCUGCUUCUGGUGGUCCAGCUGUUCCAGGAGGGUCUGGGAAACAUCCCUGCAGUCACCCUGACUGUCCUGGGAUUCAAUGUGUAUCUGUACAUGUUCCCUGCUGCUCCUCUAUUGAAGGCGUGUGUGAGCCUCCAACAUGUGUACAGGUAUAAAGAGUGGUGUCGCCUCUUCCUGUCCCCCUUGCACCAUGUUGAUGAUUGGCACCUCUACUUCAACAUGGUGUCCCUCCUCUGGAAAGGCAUCAAGCUGGAGCCAAGUCUGGGUGCAGCCUGGUUCCUCUACCUGCUGUCAGUCUUCUUUCUGCUCACCGGACUGGUCUAUCUGCUGCUGCAGGCGCUGAUGACAAAACUCACUGAGGAUUCAGAUCCAUUUCUAGGAUUCAUAGACGUGUUUUCUCACAGCAACGAGUGUGCUGUUGGCUUCUCAGGCGUCCUGUUUGCUCUGAAGGUGGUCGGUAACCAUUACAACCCAGGCGGUGUGACCUACGUGUUGAAUAUCCGUGUGUCCAAUCGCUUUGCCAGCUGGGUGGAGCUGGUACUGAUCUAUCUAAUCAAUCCUGGGACUUCUCUGGUUGCCCACCUGGCAGGUAUCCUGGUGGGUCUGCUCUACACUGUGGGUCCACUGAAGACCAUCAUGGAGACGUGUGCAGAGUUUGUAUCUUCAGAUGUAACUAUUCCACGGCCAAGUUCAUACCACAGCUCUUCAGGUGCUUCAGGCUACAGCGGGACUAGGCGAGGAAACUCAGAAGAGCCACGACACGCAGAAGACUCUACAACAGAUCAUACGUCUGAUUAUACAGAAUCUUACAUCGCAGGACUGACGGAGGAAGAGCAGAUAGAACUGGCCGUCAGAAAAAGCCUGAAUCAAAGAGGACAAACCGGGCAGAGAGGAACUGCACGUCUCCCUCACGGUUCCCAGCCCAGCGAUGAGGAGCUGAGUCCUGAGGAGCUGCUCAGGAGGAGGAGACUGAGGAGGUUUGAUCAGGGAUUUUCCAACCAGAAGAAGACGAGACUCUAGAGGCAGAAUGAGAAGACACUGUGACAGUAUCUCAUAUCUUCAGUAUCUUACCUGCAGUCCAUUCCAGCCGUGAUGUCGGUGUCCAGUGUUGUGAUUCACUGACUGUUGCUCGGAGAGCUGCUUCCAUCAGGCUGUUUCUACUUUGUGAUUCCAUAACUCUCAAAGACUUUCAGCCUUUGUUGAAAAACCCAACUUUUGGCUUCCAUUUUAACUGAAAAGCUGGGUUGGCAUCAAGGACACUGCACUUUCUUGGUUUUAUUUCUACCUUUUAGACAGAACCUAUUCAGUCACCAUAGGUAAUCAUGAGUCUUGCACAACUUGCAUUACCUGUGGUGAACCGCAAGGUUCAAUUUUAGGUCAAUUUUGGAUGGCACAACAUUUUUUACAAUUCCACUGAACCCCAUCAGUUCCUUUCAGAAGGCUCUUGGUCCCUGGUCCACAAAUGUGCUACCCACGGCCAGAAAUCUCAGAGCACUGUUUGAUUCACACCUGACCUUCGACCACCAUAUCUUAAAAGGUGUCCUGUCCUGCUUCCUUCAAUUAAGAUCCAUCUCCAAAAUAAAAUCAAGCCCCUCAUUUCACAACCCGAUCUGGUAAAAGUCAUUCACGCAUUCAUCUUCUCAAAACUGGACUAAUGCAACUCCCUCCUCUCUGGCACAAAUCAAAAGUCACUCUCCAAGAUUUUACUGAUCACUUUUAAUGCACGCCAGGGCGCCGAGCUACAUUACAGAGUUAACAACCCCAUAUGAGCCAAUACGCAGCCUGAGAUCCUCAGGCAGGGCCCUUCAGGCCAAAGUCGAGACUUAAAUCUAAAGGUGACUGUGCUUUUUCCAUCAGGACCCCUCGACUUUGGAACGAGGAGAUAAGGCAGAAUCAGUGACUUCUUUUAAAUCACUUCUUAAAACCCAUUUUUAUAGACUUGCUUUUAUGUGAUGUCGUCUUUUUAU
This is a messenger RNA of Seriola dumerili (greater amberjack), 2088 nucleotides long. RefSeq names its product rhomboid-related protein 4-like. The coding region runs from base 98 to 1141 and encodes 347 amino acids. Gene Ontology annotation, cellular component: membrane. Gene Ontology annotation, molecular function: serine-type endopeptidase activity. The transcript is spliced from 8 exons. The record is from RefSeq and is a predicted model, not a curated record. NCBI's taxonomy places the organism in Eukaryota, Metazoa, Chordata, Actinopteri, Carangiformes, Carangidae.